CAAGAACGUUUACCUUACCGUGACCAUGACCUCUAUGGCGAGGCUCGCACGUCAGGCCAAUAUGCUUUGCACUCGUUCGCAGCCAUCGACCUACAUCUUCUUGUUUUCACAUGGUCACCAUCACAAAAUUCAUACAUUUGGCUUAUGUCGCAGGACAUUUGUGACUCACCAAGACACUGCAUCUUCUUCAUUGCUUUCUUCUGCGCUUGACCAGAAACAGCGCGCAACGCGUCUGAACCGAGAGGACUCGGUGGGGCCAUUUGCGCUUGGAAUAUCUCAAGGAUCUCUCAAGAAUGGAAAGAAAGUGAAACAGUGGUCCGAGCUGAGCACCGGUGGGAAGGUGGUUCGGACAACGCAGCGCACUUCGAACCUUGCUGUCAUUCUUUUGGGUGCCGGGCUUUCUGCUGUGCUUAUAUAUGCCCUUACAUCGGAGUUGUUCUCAAAGAACUCGCCUACGGUCCUUUUCAAUGAUGCUUGCGAUCGUAUCAAUUCGUCUCCUCGGGUUGCAAAGUACUUGCGAGCACCUCUUAUAUUCCACAAUAAUCCGCCCUCCUCCACACGACCAAGGCAUAGGCAUAGGCACGUUUCAUCUCAGGUCGCAGUGGAUGCUUCAGGGCGAGAACACAUGCUCCUUAACUUCUACAUACAAGGGUCGUCAUCCGCUAAAUCAGCUCAGCAGGCCGAUGAAGACGCGGGUCCUUCAUACAUAGAAUCUUUGAGCUCCUUGACUCUAGAGGAAACCAUGGCGCUUGCAAAGGAGAAACUGGAGUCGAUUGGGCAAUCUGCAAAACGUGCAUUCAGAUACUUGAGUGGCGAUGUCGCUCCAUCGCCUGCUCCUUACCCACAACUGUCAACUAAUGACAACCAGGAGAACGAAAGAGAACAAGAGAAGGGCCUCUGGAGCUUUGCCGGGCUGUUCUCAGGGUUGAAGGGACGGAGAAGUGUAGCUGAGGGUGCAGGUGACUCAGGCGUUUCGUGGACAGAGGGAGAGGUCCAUGCCGAUCUUGUCCGGAACGACGAGGGCUACUUCGUCUUCCGGUACCUCCUGAUUGACAUACCAAACUCAGAAACCCGGCAUCCAGUGAGGGUAUUCGUUGAACGAGCACCAGGUGUCCGGGAGAACGAGCCCAUCAUGCGGUUCACUUCGGCAUAAAUUGCUGAACUUGCCACCCUGAUACCUAAUUCGAAGGUAGGGGAGCAGGUCAUCCAUUAUCUUGGCAUAGUAGAAGUACUCUACUUGCCAUGCACAUCUGUAUUAUAUGGUACAUAUAUGCCAAUGCGAGUAAUGUAGCAUACGCUGUCUACUCGCCGAAAAGCCUCUGAACGCGCUUCAAUACCGAAUCUUUCGAAGGGUCAUAUGGAUGGUCCUUAGAAGGUAUCUCGAGCAACGUAGGGAAUGCUUCUUGAUAGCGAUCCACCGUCGGUCGUAUCUUCUCUGCUAUCUAAGAGUACAUGUUAUAUUCAGGUCAUGGAUGCGACCGAUGGGGUGUUUGAGCUCACAUGCUGGUUGAUGAGGACGAUGG
This is a messenger RNA of Suillus clintonianus, 1523 nucleotides long. Its product is annotated as TIM21-domain-containing protein. The coding region runs from base 26 to 1153 and encodes 375 amino acids. The record is from RefSeq and is a predicted model, not a curated record. The transcript has 6 exons. Lineage: Eukaryota; Fungi; Basidiomycota; Agaricomycetes; Boletales; Suillaceae. Gene Ontology annotation, biological process: protein import into mitochondrial matrix. Gene Ontology annotation, cellular component: TIM23 mitochondrial import inner membrane translocase complex.